GCGCAGCAGCCAUGAGAGGACCCGCACUGGGCUUUUGCGUGAUCGGAGGAUUAGGUGCAGCUUUCCACAGAGCGCAGUGACAGACAGCGGCAUCACCAGCAGCGAAAAGUUGGACUGGAAGUGGCUCCACACGUUCAAGUGAGGGAAACUGAUGCGCGUAAAGAAGGGAUGCCAGCCAGGCGUGGCUUGUGUUUGAACAUCCAAUGUGAGAAUGCGUGGGGAGUAUGUAUAUAAUAAGGGUCUUUCCAUCUGAUGAACAGAGAUAUCAAACUGAUGAUUAAAGCAGAGGACGAUCAAUAAACGCAAGAGGACUGAUUCGGAGGAGCAGCGGCGCGCCGGGUGUCCCUUUGGCUUCGUGCGUGCAUGAACCGGACUUGCGUCAAACUUUUCUCCCGCUUCGAGUCGCCCAAACCUUUUAAAUGCCGUCGCUUAAUCUGACAGCUGUGCACACCAUGGCGGAGGUCGGGAGCUUUCUGGGGACAGUCGACUUGGAUUUACAAACCUUUCCUUCGGUCGGGAUAGUGCCCGUGGUGGAGGCUCCGGUGGGGCUGAAUGAGCGGCUGGGGCAGAUCGAGGGGAGGCUGCAGCGGGGGUCGCCGACGGAUUUCGGGCACCUCAAGGGGAUCCUGAGGCGGCGGCAGCUCUACUGCAGGACCGGCUUCCAGCUGGAGAUAUUCCCCAACGGCACCGUGCACGGGACACGACAGGACCACAGCAGAUUCGGUAUCCUGGAGUUCAUCAGCCUGGCAGUGGGUCUGGUCAGCAUCAGAGGGGUCGAUGCUGGACUCUACCUCGGCAUGAAUGAAAAAGGAGAGCUCUUUGGGUCGAAGAAGCUGACGGCAGAAUGUGUGUUCAGGGAUCAGUUUGAGGAGAACUGGUACAACACCUACUCUUCAACUCUGUACAAGCACACGGACACGGGGCGCUUCUACUACGUGGCCUUGAACAAGGACGGCUCGCCCAGGGAGGGCAACAGGACUAAGAAACACCAGAAACUCACCCACUUCUUACCCAGGCCGGUGGAGAUUGAAAAGAUCCCGCAGGCCUACAGAGACUUAUUCCAGUACAGGUGACCAGAGCUGGUUCCACCGGGAGGAACAGAAGUAAACGAGGAGGAGAGGGGGGGUGUUGUGGAUAUUUUGGACCCGGUACAGAACUGUUCACCCUCAACACCCGCUGAGGUCACUACGUUUACGCCUCAGCCCACUACAAAGCACAUACGGCACUGACAUAAACUUUGUGCCAAUCCUGGAUGUCGCUUCUUUGCUUCGGUAGUGGACUUGCGACGCCGGCGAGGACAGAGAGUCGUCGUGUAAAACCACUACGGACAUGGGGACAAAUGUGGCCCACAUGACUGCCCAGCUGUGGGGCAAUCAGGUGCCACGCUUCUCUAAAUAACCACUUUUUUUUGUUUUUUAAAGGUAAAUGCAUAGAUACUGAAAGGGCGUGCAGUGACGAAUGGAGCCGCGAGGCACAUAACCUUGGGGGGGGGGGGGGAGAACCAAAAGUUGGUAUGAGAAGGCAGGACAGAUACUUAGCUGCAGAAAGGAAACAGAAAGCACUGCAGAUGAAACAUGGCCCGUUUGUCAUGCUCUGUACGCAGUCAUGGUAAAUGUAAGCGAGGGCACAUUCCACAAACACAGAGAUGGAUGGAUAGACGGAGCGUGGCAGGUUUGGAUGGUCGGGCACCAGAGCGAACGGGAGCAAACUGUUACAACGGGAGCUUUUAUUGAGUUGUCCUCAAAAAUCAAAGAUGAAAGCGGGGACGUAAAAUCUCUGAUGAAUGUGUGACAGAUGAAAAGAGCACUUACUGCACAUCCCCAGUUCCCAGCUGCAGGCCCGCUCGGUCUCCCAUGCAAUCAUCAGUCUAACGAUCGCAUUCAUCACGUUUAGAUAAAGCACGGAGCGGCGUCUUGUAGGAGUUGUAUGCGGAACAAACGAUGAGGCUCGGGACAAAAGCACUUCUCUGACUGUGGUUGAAAAGAAUGACAGAUGAGGGGGGUGGUGGGGGGGGGGGUCUGUGACUUGUAAUGUUCGGAGUGUCAGGAACAUUAUUAAAAACGCAAGCAGCUGAGGUGUACAUAUGGGUGAUCCUAUUUAUGAGAUGUACAAUAUAUUUAUUUUCUACCUAUAAAGUAUAAAUAUAAAUCUAUAUAUUUAUUUAUUGCAAAGACUUUAUUUUGUAAUGAACUUGAAGUUAUCUGGACGGUUAGAUUCUACUGAAAUUACACCAAAAUCAAAAAAAUCAAAAAAAAAAUGUUAUGAAGAACUGCAAUGAAAAUGACAAUAAAAUUGU
Messenger RNA from Pleuronectes platessa (European plaice), 2296 nucleotides. It is a transcript of the gene fgf16, whose product is annotated as fibroblast growth factor 16. Gene Ontology annotation, biological process: positive regulation of protein phosphorylation; cell differentiation; positive regulation of gene expression. Gene Ontology annotation, molecular function: fibroblast growth factor receptor binding; growth factor activity. The record is from RefSeq and is a predicted model, not a curated record. Lineage: Eukaryota; Metazoa; Chordata; Actinopteri; Pleuronectiformes; Pleuronectidae. The coding region runs from base 420 to 1073 and encodes 217 amino acids. Gene Ontology annotation, cellular component: cytoplasm. The transcript is spliced from 3 exons.